Mesorhabditis spiculigera is the source of this 1836-nucleotide messenger RNA. Lineage: Eukaryota; Metazoa; Nematoda; Chromadorea; Rhabditida; Rhabditidae. The record is from the annotation of a GenBank genome assembly.
AUGGCUUGCGAGGAAAGCCAGUCGCUGCUCCUCUCGGAACAAUCCGAAUAUGGCGGGAUGAGCAGCAUUGCGGAGUCAGCCCUGGAAACUGUGGAACCAUCAGUUCUUUCAUGGGAAAACCUACAAGUAACGGUGCAGAAAACCGGACGUGAGCUUCUAAAAGGUGUCUCCGGCGUCACACAGCCUGGACAGCUGAUGGCUUUGAUGGGCGCUAGUGGUGCUGGCAAAACGACGUUGCUGAACACGCUGCUCUGCCGCAAUCUGAAAGGCCUUGAUGUGCAGGGCCGUGUUUUGGUCAAUGGAAAUGCGAUCGGCAGCGACAUCACCGCCAUCUCUGGUUAUGCUCAGCAAGAAGAGCUUUUCGUGGGCACACUGACUGUCCGCGAAUAUCUGACUAUCCAGGCUCGCCUGCGCGUCAAUGGGCCUAAGGAGAAGAGGCUAAAGCGCGUCAACAUUGUUCUGAAACAACUCGGUCUCUUCAAAUGCCAGCAUACACCCAUCGGAGUCAUGGGAGUUAAGAAAGGAAUUUCCGGUGGUGAAGCUCGGCGUUUGACGUUUGCCUGUGAACUCUUGUCGAACCCGCCGAUUCUUUUCUGCGAUGAGCCAACGACAGGUCUCGAUUCAUUCAUGGCCGAAUCAGUCGUGUCUGUUUUGUCCAGAUUGGCACAUAGUGGUCGCACUGUAAUCUGCACAAUCCACCAGCCGGCUUCACAACUUUAUGCGAUGUUCGACUCAGUCAUGUUCCUGGCAUGCGGGCGUACAGCCUUCCUAGGCUCACCGUCGCAAGCGAUCCGCUUCUUCGAAAAUGCUGGAUAUCCUUGUCCACAAAACUACAAUCCGGCAGACCUUAUUAUCCACACACUUGCCAUUGUUCCCGGCGAGGAGGUUGAGUGCAACGACCGUGUUGAAAAGAUCAUCAACACAUUUGAAGGUGGCGAGCAUGGAGCAGGUCUGAGACGUGAUGUUGAAUCAGUCACCCUAAAAGCUCUUCCAGCAGGCCGUCGACAAGCAAGCUGGGGUGCUCAAUUCGCAGCUCUGUCUCGUCGUGCAUUCCUGGACAACUGGCGGAACCCGUCCCUCGCGCGUGCUAAAAUUGUGCAGAAAACAAUCAUGGGCCUCUUCGUAGGCCUGCUUUACCUACAAACCAAAGUGAAGAUGCCAUUCGGCGUUGACAACAUUAAUGGAGCCCUUUUCUAUCUGGUUUGCGAACUGACCUAUUCAACCCUGUUUGGAAUUCUUACCUUCUUACCUGGUGAUUUCCCAUUGGUCGUGAGGGAGUAUCAUGAUGGCUUGUACAGCGUUGGCGCCUACUAUAUCUCACGCGCACUCUCUUAUGUGCCCCUGUUCACACUCGAUGGCGUAAUGAUGAUGACGAUCUCCUACUGGAUGAUAGGACUGAACGCAUCGAUUAGCCAGUUCCUCCUAUGCAUCGGGAUCUCAAUCUUGAUAGAACAAUCUGCCUCCGCUUUCGGUGUGAUGCUCUCGACAAUCUCGCCUUCGUAUCCAGUCGCGGUUUCUUUGGCCGGUCCGCUGCUAACCCUGCUCUCCCUUACCGGAGGUCUAUAUGCGAACGUAGGACAACUUCCGGCCUAUAUUAGCUGGAUUCAAUACCUAUCCUGGUUCAGAUAUGGUUUCGAAGCCCUCACCAUCAAUCAAUGGGAUCGGGUCGAUGAGCCAGGGGUCUUUUGGAACGCAACAAAGCAAGAAGAAACACUGGAGAAGCUAUCAUUUAACAGCUCGAUGAUGGGAUGGGACGCCCUCGCGAUGGCGGGAUUCAUAGGAAUCUUUUACUUGGUGGGCUACCUAGGCCUAUUCUUGCGUGUGCGCCGCGCUCGC